This is a messenger RNA of Ziziphus jujuba (common jujube), 2183 nucleotides long. RefSeq lists its product as uncharacterized. Bases 290 to 1759 code for a protein of 489 amino acids. NCBI's taxonomy places the organism in Eukaryota, Viridiplantae, Streptophyta, Magnoliopsida, Rosales, Rhamnaceae. The record is from RefSeq and is a predicted model, not a curated record. The transcript has 3 exons.
ACACACAAAAAUGCCCUGAUUGUUAGCCAUAAAACCCAACGGAGACACCGCUCUCUAUUUGAAACCAUCUUUCUUUUUCUCUGCAAUCUCGCAGAGGCGCUUUUUGAGAAAGACUCGCCAAACCCCACGUAUAAUCCAAGUCCAAAAGAAAAGAAAAAAAAAAAAAUACCCUCCAAAGAAGAAUAAGCAAGACAUUCUCAAAAACUCUCAAAUUUUCCCAACAAACAAACACAAAUUCUUUCUUCUUCUUUCUUUUUUAAUUUUUUUUUUUUUUGAUCCCAUAUGUGAUAUGCAUCAGAAGAAAUCAGAAGCUCAGAUCGGAAAAGAAAGCAGCGGCGUCUCUUCCGAUUUCAACCCUGCCCCACCUCUUCUUUACCAUUCUACUCAUCACCAUCCUCCUUCUUCUCCUACAAUCUCUGUCAAAACCCAUAAUCAAUACCACCAUAACAUCCAGUUUCCUCAAUACCCAUCUCAAGGUCUUGCCCCAAAUGACCUUCUACCAAUCCCCACCACGCCUUACAAGCGUCCUCUUUUGACCCAAACCCACUCUUCCCUCUCCAAAUCCCCUACCCUUUAUAAAUUCCCUCCUCCCCAUCAAAACCCACCUUGUUUCUCUCGCUCCUUCGCCGCCAAGACUGGAGCUUUUCGCCUCCUCCGCCGUCUCAACCGCCUCCGCCGCCUUGUCAUCUUGCUCUCUUUGCCGUUCUUCUACUUUCUGGUAUCCCAUCCCAGCCACUCUUUCUUGCUUGAUUUUCUCUCUGCUUUUGCAUUCUCUGCUGCCCUCUUGUUCUCGCUUAAUCUCGCUCUCCCUCGCCUUCCUUCUAUACGGUUGUUCCUUGCCCGCUCAAUCCCAAUUAAGCUCAUAUCCCCAUCUUCCUUGUCUAGACCUCCUUUGCCCGUGUUUUGGUCAAUUGGGUCUCGGCCAAAAUCGGAGAAAAGAUUGAAUUCUGGGUGUUGGGUUCAGGCUUUUAGCAACGGGGAUAUGUAUGAGGGGGAGUUUCAUAAGGGAAAGUGCUCGGGGAGCGGGGUGUAUUACUAUUAUAUGAGUGGGAGGUAUGAGGGGGAUUGGGUUGAUGGUAAAUAUGAUGGCUAUGGCGUAGAGACAUGGGCAAGAGGAAGCAGGUAUCGGGGGCACUAUAGGCAGGGUCUUAGGCAUGGGUUUGGGGUGUAUAGGUUUUAUACCGGGGACGUUUAUGCUGGGGAAUGGUCUAAUGGGCAGAGUCAUGGGUGUGGAGUUCAUACAUGUGAGGAUGGGAGCAGAUAUGUUGGGGAAUUCAAGUGGGGGGUCAAGCAUGGGCUUGGCCACUACCAUUUCAGAAAUGGGGACAUGUAUGCUGGAGAAUAUUUUGCAGACAAGAUGCAUGGUUUUGGGGUCUAUCAAUUUGCGAAUGGGCAUCGGUAUGAAGGAGCCUGGCAUGAGGGUAGAAGGCAAGGGCUCGGAAUGUACACAUUUAGAAAUGGUGAAACUCAAUCUGGUCAUUGGCAAAAUGGAGUUCUUGAUGUUCCAAGUACACAGAAUACAACUUAUCCUGUAUCUCCUGUUGGUGUUUAUCAUUCAAAAGUACUUAAUGCAGUGCAGGAAGCACGUAAAGCAGCCGAAAAAGCCUAUGAUGUGGCAAAGGUUGAUGAAAGAGUAAACAGGGCUGUAACAGCAGCUAACAGGGCAGCAAAUGCGGCUAGAGUAGCAGCGGUAAAGGCUGUUCAAAAACAGAUGCAUCAAAAUACUAACAACGCCAACAUUCCAAUACCUUGCAUGUGAGACCCCCUACAAUUUCCACAUUUUUAUCAGUACAAAUCUGUGUUGGGAGAGCAAGAGAAAGCUGGCUUUUUUAUGGAUUUUCUUUUUCUAGUAGCUUUGUAAUGUAUGCUUAUCUUCUCUUUGGCAUGCAUCUUUUGCUUUGAGAAGGUGUGGCUUGGGUGCCACCCUGAACUUGUUGUAGGGAGAAUCCAACAGAAGAGGUUUAAAAAUGUCCAAGAUUGCUUUUUAGCUUGUGUAUAGAUACAGAGAGAGAGAGAGAGAGAGAGAGAGAGAGCUACUAAUUUUUGCUUUCCAUCUUAGUUCAGUUUUGUAUAGAUGAUGUCAUUGUAAUAUAUAAGUGCUGGUGCCCUGGUGAAACCUUGACCCAGCCAUUGUUCCAUUCCUUAGUUUUUCUGUUUUUCAAUGACAGUUGAUCUUAUGCUAA